Pleurotus ostreatus (oyster mushroom) is the source of this 330-nucleotide messenger RNA. RefSeq lists its product as uncharacterized. The record is from RefSeq and is a predicted model, not a curated record. The transcript is spliced from 3 exons. Lineage: Eukaryota; Fungi; Basidiomycota; Agaricomycetes; Agaricales; Pleurotaceae. The coding region runs from base 1 to 330 and encodes 109 amino acids.
AUGGCCAUUGAGCAACCUCGGGGUCCAGGGAAGAUUAUGAACACCUUCAAGGAUAUCUGCGACGUGUUCUAUGGGGUUGCAUUGAUACAACGAUAUCAACGAUGUUAUCUACUAAGAAAGGAAGGCGACCUUGAUAAUGCAUACGCACCAGGAAGACGAGGGGCAAGAGAUGGUAUCAGCCAGUGGCCACCGUUACUUGAACACAAUUGGAGAGCUGGAACCCAGACUGCCCGGCGACAAAGGGUUUUACAUGAUUGCGAAUUGUGGUAUCACUGGGAGUAUGUUCUCAGAGCGACGUUUGACGAGGGUAGCGAGAAAGACAGCAAGUAG